UACACAGAUUUAGUGAUUCAAUACAUUGAAAGCCAUUUAGAUCUCUCUGCUGCUCUUUCUCUUUAACGCAUGAAUGGAUAUUUAGCCAUUUGGAUCUCUCUACUGCUAUUUUUCCUUAACACAUGAAUAGAGAUUUAGCGAUUCAGUCUAGCUUGUCGAUUUCCAUGCGGAGCUAGCAGGCCAGGAGGAUUAAUUAAGAAAGGGCGAAAUUAACUCGGUGAAUGCUCUCUAUCACCAUAGAUAGAUGGAUUGAUUAAAACCUAGCUAUCGAUCGCCAUGGACAUCUUUUCAUUCAAGUACGAAUCUGCAAAGCGUGCUGUGCUUAGAAUCUUGCUCGAUGGGUCCGCACACAAGAUGUACGUGGAGGCGUGGAGGGGAGUCGGGGCAACCGCUUUACUCCGAGAGGUGGCGGAAGAGGUCGAGGCGCGGGGGAAGCGCAAGUUUGAGACGGUGAUCCAGGUGGUGCUGCCCGCACCAUUUCGGAACGGCAGGGAGAUGCAGAGGGCGGUGGCGGAGCAGCUGAAUCUUCUACUACCAUUACCUCCUUCGGUGACGGCUGCUGCUUUCGACGCGGCGGACGAAGACGACGACUUCUCGGGUGUGGAAUUCAGCUAUAGAGACCCGCUUUCGGAGGUCGCUGAGGAGAUAAACAGAGCCGUGAGGGAUCGUAGUGGUGUGCUGCUCGUCCUUUGCAAUAAUAUUGCGGGUGGCAAAUUAAUCGACGCUAAUGGUUUGGGUAUUCCUAUCGAUAGGCAGGGGAGCCAGAAUGCGGUCUUGUGGACCUCUGGGAUGAAUAUUAGCAGGGAAGGUGCGUCAGCAAGUGCGGAUUUGAUUGUAAAGAUUGAGCCACCGAACAAAGCUGCCGCACUUGAUCUUGUGUACAAGGAGGCCGUCAGGAUUGCCCGUUACAUUGACGAGAGCAGCGGUGGGCGCUUGCGGACCACCCCACUAAUAGUCCUCCACUGCUUUUGGUAUUGCCUGCUGUUGUUGCGUAGAGCAGCGUUUAAUCCAUCGGCACUACUACUACCCGAUGGUGGUCGGCCCCUGGAAGCUGCUGUCAAGUAUUUUGUAUGCGACGGAAUUUUACAAGGAGAUGAUGCGGCGGCGUGGGAGAUUGGGAAAGCACUAGCUCCGGUGAUUGGAUCCAUAGUAAAUGAUCAAUAUUGGCAGGAAGAAAUAACCUCUUCCACUUGGACACCGAGGCUGUCUGAGUUGCGGUUGCCCCCGAAAACUUUGUUGAUCGACUCUAUCACACAAGGAGAUUGGGUAAAAUCAUUGUCAUUGGAGACGAAGAGUUACCGUUGGAUCUCAAUAUGCUCUCCUCAAAAUAAUAAUCCAGAGCCAUGGGAUUUCCUAUCCAAAUUAUAUGGCAGUUCAGUCAUGUCUGAUGUUUCAUCCUUUUCUGGGCAUUUUGAGAAAACACUCAAAGCUCUACCAUACGACUUCUUCGACCAUUUCAGCAACGUUCGAGUGCUGGACCUUCUCGGCUGCAUAGUAAGUCCUAUAGGACAUUCCUCCUUUCUUCGUCUUUGCAACCUGAGAAUGCUUAGGCUGGAGCGGUGUGAAGUAACUUCUCUUGAUCCUAAUUCUCAUUCGUCAGCACCAGAGGGACGACGAGAACCAAUACUUUUUGAUAACUUAUGGGUCCUGAAUUUAUACAACUCGGAUGCCGGUGCAUUUCUUCUAGCAGGGAAAGCCUUUGAGCUCAUGCCUAAUCUUUUGGAGCUCGAUCUCAAAGAAGGAACUUCUCUCCUACACCAAAUAGCUCUGAAUGAACUUCGAGAGCACAUGCACAGAUUGGAAGUUUUGAAACUAUCAGGGAACGUCAGUACUAACUUUUUGCCAAGGAGCCUAUCAAUGGCAAUCAGCCUCAAAGAGCUUAUUCUCAACGAUUGCAACGGGUUAGAAUAUCUAAACUUCAAUCUCCCUGCAACAAUUGAAACAAUCAGCCUACAAAGGUGCGCAUCGCUAAAAGAGGUGGAGCUAGUCGACCCUGCAGCAGCUCCUUUGCCCAACCUCAAGACCUUCCGCCUCAGCGGCUCUAAGCUGAUCGCCAAGCUCUCCCCACAGGGAUGCCGUAAGUUGGAGAACGUAGACCUACAGGAAUUGACGGGGCUCGAGGUGCUCGAUCUUUCAUGCACCACAAUAAAAGCGGUGGAUAUCAGCAAACUCUCACAACUGAAGCAAUUAUUUCUCCUCGGAUGCGAGCAACUCCGUAGAGUAGCCGGUCUUGAUAAAGGACCAAGACUAGAUGUGCUGUACUUGGAUAACUACAAUGGCGGCGGUGCUUGCGACGUCGAUCCGUGCCUUGAUUCCUUUCAAAAUCAAAGACAAAGUGAGUUAACCAAGGAAACUAAUGAUGCUGAUCAAAGAUUAUUCCAUGCUCAUGUGGUCGUGAAGGAUGUUAGGCUCUUCCGGUCACUUCGUGAUGCUUUUCCUGACUCAAGCAGAGCAAAAUCCCGCUUCCAUAUCCACGUCAAGGGUUCUUCAACUGCUAAGAGAGGCACUAAUAUUGGUACUACCACCAGAUCGAAUGCUACUAUAACGUCGGCAUCAUGUUAUGCAGAUGUUUUAAACACUAUGAUCGAUCGUCACCGUCGACAUCACCCGUCGCCACCUGCUAUGCACCUGAAUAAUCACAUAGAGGUUGAUGGAGGUUGCGAUUCUCGAAUAGUAGAGGAAAUUGGAUUUACAAGUAUAAUGGCAUUUGCUAAUUCUUUAUUUAUUCGUGGCAACACAUCUAAUUUUACCAUCAGCAUUCCAUUAAGAGAUCUCAAAUGUUUACGCAUUAAGAGGUGCCCUAACAUGGAGUUUAUCUUCUCCUGGGGGGAUGAGUAUAAUUAUUUGUUGGAAUCAGAGAGCAUAUGGCUCAGCCAACUUCCGAGGCUCAAAGCUUUAUGUAGAGAAGGAAGGAUUGAGCAACUGAAGCAUAUUGACUUGGAGUUUUGUGCGAGACUAGAAUACGUAUUUUCCUCACUCUCGGAGCUACACGAGUUGGAAACAAUCAAAAUCCGUUAUUGCUGCAAUCUAAAGGCAAUUUUCAUCGUUGAUUAUGUUUGUUAUCCAAAGCUACUUCCGAAACUGAGGUCCAUCCAUCUACAAGCGCUUCCAAAGCUACGGCACAUAUGCGAGCCUAACAUUAAUGCUCCGUUGCUAGAGGAGCUCAAGUUGAGAGGGUGUUUUAAUCUCAGAAAGCUUCCUCUUGUUGGCCAGUCAAACGCUCGUUCAGUGAGAGCUGUGAAGAUUAGCUGCGAGAAGUAUUGGUGGGAUAAGCUACAACGGUAUGGUUUAAAAUCCUAUCGCCUCUCUUCUCUCUACAACCCAAAAUUUUCUCCUGAUUAUAAGAAGCCUAUGAAAGCUAGAUAGUUAUGGAGCACAGCUCUGCUCCAAUGUUCAUAUGCAUGGUGAACCAUCUCUCUCUCUCUCUCUAUAUAUAUAUAUAUAUAUUACUUGUAUAUUUGUGUGUAUACACUCUCACGUGUGCUUAAUCGUGUGCAUCUAUAUAUAUCGAUGUUAGCCAAGUUCUUCAUAUGCUUUGGAGAAAUAAGCUAACCAUAGCGCAGCAUGGUCUCUCUUUUCUAUUUAUAGGUGUGUGAGUUUGUCUAUGUACAUGUGUAAAACAUAUUAUAUAUAUAUAUAUAUUUUUGAUUUCUUGA
Ananas comosus (pineapple) is the source of this 3656-nucleotide messenger RNA. RefSeq lists its product as uncharacterized. The record is from RefSeq and is a predicted model, not a curated record. NCBI's taxonomy places the organism in Eukaryota, Viridiplantae, Streptophyta, Magnoliopsida, Poales, Bromeliaceae. Bases 277 to 3366 code for a protein of 1029 amino acids. The transcript is spliced from 2 exons.